GAGUCUGUUGACGGCAUGUUGUUUAAGUGCCUAGGGUCGAGUUGUUGUUUAGCGCUUAAAAGCCACGGUGGAGUUUGGUGGGAGGUCUUCGUGGCCUUUGAGGUGAUGGAGAAGGCCAAGGGAGAUGGGCAGCCAGGAGAGGAGGCGACAGAACUGAAAGAUGGUGGAGUUCCCCAGCCGCUGCCAGAUGGGAGGACCGGAGUACUCUUCAAUGGAUGGAUCGUUGAGACCCACAAGAAAUCUAUUCUCAGUUCCCUAUCACUCGAACAAUGGGAAGAAAAGCUUGGAACCAGGCAUAUGCCUGAGAUGGUUUUUGGAGAGAGUUCUUUAAUUCUUCAUCAUGUAGGAACUGGGAUUAAGAUUUAUUUCAAUGCCUUUGAUGCUCUUACUGGGUGGAAGCAGGAACGACUACCACCUGUUGAAGUCCCUGCAGCAGCAAAAUGGAAAUUCAGAAGUAAACCUCAACAGCAAGUGAUCCUUGAUUAUGAUUAUACAUUCACAACACCAUAUUGUGGUAGUGAAGCUGUAGAACCAAGAGCAGAGAUGGUUAUGGGCACUAAGCCUGAAGGUUCAACUGGAGUUCUGCAUUGGGUGGAUUGUGAUGAGCACAUUGAUUUUGCUGCCUUAUCUCCGAAAGAGCCUAUACAUUUUUUUGAUGAGGUGCUGCUGUAUGAAGAUGAACUGGCAGAUAAUGGUGUGUCACUGUUAACCGUAAAAGUGAGAGUAAUGCCAAGUUGCUGGUUUCUUCUUUUGCGAUUCUGGCUUAGAGUGGAUGGUGUGCUGGUGCGAUUAAGGGACACCAGAAUGUAUUGUGCUUUCACAAAUAAUCAUGAAAGGGUACCUUAUGUACUACGAGAAUGUUGUUGGAGAGAGUGCACAUUCAAGGCUUUAUCUGCUAGGGGUUUUCCAUCUGAUUCUGCUUCAUAUAGUGAUCCAAAUCUUAUCAGCCAACGUCUUCCAGUCGUUGUCCAGAAGACUCAAAAGUUGACAUUGUCUUCAUGACCAAUGUUCCAAUUGAGUUAUGCUGCAGUUACUGUUCAUUUCUGUAAAAGAUAGGAAGUUUGUAAAACUUGGCCUAUGCCAAAUUGCAGUACAUCUGGUGAAGAAAUUCUGAUGUAGGUUAUCCGACAGGCAUGUAUCUGAUUGAGAUGUUCAAAUCUUCGAUUUGAAAAUUUCUUCGUGCUUGAUACAAUCCCAACACUAAACCAAAGCAUAAUUUUUGGGUA
Molecule: messenger RNA, 1226 nt
Organism: Nymphaea colorata (pocket water lily)
Lineage: Eukaryota; Viridiplantae; Streptophyta; Magnoliopsida; Nymphaeales; Nymphaeaceae
Product: TIP41-like protein
Exons: 9
Coding region: 16-1002 (328 amino acids)
Biological process (GO): TOR signaling
Cellular component (GO): cytosol
Source: RefSeq, a predicted model, not a curated record